This is a messenger RNA of Lineus longissimus, 1823 nucleotides long. Its product is annotated as lysine-rich nucleolar protein 1-like. NCBI's taxonomy places the organism in Eukaryota, Metazoa, Nemertea, Pilidiophora, Heteronemertea, Lineidae. The transcript is spliced from 2 exons. The coding region runs from base 163 to 1650 and encodes 495 amino acids. The record is from RefSeq and is a predicted model, not a curated record.
GACUGAUGAGGAGGCCAUGGAGCGGCUAUAGGCCCUAUAAUAUGCCAUGUGCCGGAUUGGGAUUGCCUGCCCACUGCCUAUAUAUAGGCAUGGCCUCCUCUGAUCAGAUUGAACGUUAAGACUUGUACAGGUUUCCUCUGGAACCAGCCGGCCAUUUGAAAGAUGAAAGAAAAAUCAAAGAACAAGAAGAGGAAACAUUUGGAGGAUGGGGGGAAAGACUCCCAGGUUCCUAAGAAGCAGAUAAAAGAUGCUCUUGGUGAGGCAGUUGGCCUAACUUUAAGUAAAACAAAAAAGAGGAAAAUGGGGAAGGAUGACAAUGGGGAUACACAAUGCGAGAAUGAUGUAAUUAAGGAGGGAAAAAAGAAAAGGAAAAAGAAAAAGGAGGAUCGAAAACUUGACUUGGAUGACAUUGGACAAGUUGGUGACCCUGACGCAGUUCAUGUGACCAAGAAAAAGAAAAAGAAAAGUAAGAGAAAGGACUUGUUGGAGAGUGAAAAUGUUGUUGUUGGCAAAACAAAAAAGAAAGCAUGUGACACUUCUGGUACUGAAAAUGAUGGUAUGGGGAAUUCAGGAGCAGUUGAAAAGAAAGAAAAGAAGAAGAAGAAGAAGCAAAACAAAAUUAAACAAUCUGACAUUAGUGUUCCUUCUGAAAAUGUGGCUUCUGUCAGUAAAAAACAUACGAAGAAAGAUAAGGGUGUCAGUGGUGUAGGACAUUCUGAUGCUGAAUUAGACCCUAAAAAGAAGAAGAAAAGUGAAAGAAAAGAAAAAGACAUUGGUGACACUGACAAAUGUGAUGAUGUUGGUAAAAAGAAAAUGAAAGAUAAGCAAAGUGUUUUAAAUGAGAUUAUAAGUUCUGAGGGGGUGAAAAAGAACGAGAAGAAAAAACGGAAAGAUACAGAUGAUGUUGUUGGUGUUGAUAAUGAUUCAGAUGAGGUUGUUAGUACUGAUAAAGUUAAAAAAGGCAAGAAGAGAAAACAAAAAGAUGUAGAUGAUAUUGUAGGUGAUGAUAAUGAUGUUCCUGUGAGUAAAAAGAAAAAGAAGGGCAAGAAAGAUAGAAGUCCUGAUACUGAUAUUAUAAAUUCUGUGUCUGGUGCUAAAAGGAAGAAGAAGGAUAAAAAGAGGGGGUUGAAGGAAGGGGAAGAUGAUAAGAAUGGUGAUGAUAGUUGUGGUAGUCCUGUAUCUAACAAAAAACCAAUUGAAAAAGUUGUUGCUUCUGAAAACUUGGCUGUAGAAAAUGAAAAUGGGGGCCAGCUGAAUGGUGGUUCUUGUAAGAGUAGGCCCAGUAUUAACUUGGGUCAGUGGGGUACUGCUACAUUUGAUGAUAAAGAGAGACAGGACAAGUUCUAUCGUCUCCUUGGUGGGUUCAAAAAGAAAACUGACACUCCGGUCCAAAACACUGCAGUGACAAACUCGGUGAAGAAACUAAAUCCAUUUGUAAAUCCAAACUCCCCUUUCUUGCGAAAAAAUCUUGCUCUGUCGAGUUCAGAUGCGAAGAAUUUGGAUGAUAAUUUGGAAAAGGAUUUCAACCGUGCAAUGGAGUGGAAGCUGACCAUGCCAAGGGGGACAGGUAUUGGGUAUACCCCACCUCCAGAUGCAAAUAAAGUAUUUUACAUUGACAAAACUAAAUCAAGUUCUAUAAAAUUUGAUUAAAGUUGCUGGUACAUGUAGAUAGAAAUUUGUCUUGGGACAAACGUUUGUUUGAAGCUGGUAAUGUUGUUAAAAUGUCAUUUGCAUUGGAUGGUUAUGUACGAUUCUAUUGUUUGUGAAUAACUUCGUUGCCAUCUCUGAAUAAACUGUCAAUGUAUUAUUUCAUGAUUCAAUGU